Annulohypoxylon truncatum is the source of this 2170-nucleotide messenger RNA. RefSeq lists its product as uncharacterized. NCBI's taxonomy places the organism in Eukaryota, Fungi, Ascomycota, Sordariomycetes, Xylariales, Hypoxylaceae. The record is from RefSeq and is a predicted model, not a curated record. The transcript is spliced from 2 exons. Bases 710 to 1789 code for a protein of 359 amino acids.
CCCGGUUCACUUUUGCGCUAAGAUAUAAUGAUUACCGGCCUUAUGUACGAGAUAUGUAGGUCUUUCAAUCUCUUGCUCCAUGCCGGUCGUACACGUCGCAAGUUUGGAUGACAAGGCGUUUUGCCAAUUUUUACAGCUCUGUGUUUCACUUACAGCCAUUUUAACCCGGUUUCUAUAAAAAGGAUGAUCAAUGGCCACCCUAAUAUAAUUGAGGUGAUGGAACAGCAGGCUUGCUUUUUCUCUUAUAUAUCAUGACAUGUGCUUUCCAUUCCAAGUCCCAUGUUUAAUUGAUAACGGUAUCUUAUCAUAUGCCCUGCUCUAUGCUUCAUCGGUACUAGGUCAUCGGCAUAAACUUGGAAACGUCUACCUAGUCUAGCUGGGUAGGAGGGUCCCAACUGGAGCUUAGCUUGACGACACUUACGUAUUAAGUUUCGACUUUCUGCAACACGCACCUGCAAGAGCAAACUCGGGAAUAACCUUUCAACCGCGAAGGAUUUCUAAUCUUCUUUUCCGGAAUCUUUUCCACUUUCCCUUCUUUUCGCCCACUCAUCAUAUCAGAGGAGUUGGGGGAGGAGGAGGUGGUGAUGCAGCACAACGACGAACAAAAUUACGGAUACAUACUCUCGCACGUGCGAUCGACUGCCCCUAUCUCUCAUUAUCCAACUUAUCCCGUCGAAUCUGGAGGGAAGAGGACAAAACAAAACAGGAUAUGAGCCACGAGACCGUUGGCUCGCUGCUAGCCGUCAUUGCAAACUCGCUUAAUGAUGGCCUGCGCAUCUUGAUGUUCGCCGACAAGCGGGCUUGGGGGUCUGACGAGUUCGAGCAGUUGCGCUUAUUAGAGGAGACUCUCGAUGAGGCCAAGAAGGACUUUCAGGAAUUACCUACUCUUGUCAAUGGCCGUUUCUACUAUGAGAAUGAUCGCAUAAACGAGUCCCUCGAAGACCUUCGAAUUCUCUGCACGCGCUUCGAGCUACACAUGCAAACCUUCAAAGAUUGGGUGCGCAGCGGUACUACUAUCGACCCUUCCUGGGCCCUCGAAACUCUCGAACUACGCCGUGAUCUACAUAGAGCUCAGUGCCGCGCCGCCCGCCGAAUACACGCGGCACAGCAAGUCGACUCCGCCACCGGUAGUGAGAGAACACGAUGCCUGGGCGCGCUGCAGGUAUACCGUGUGCAAGCGCGGAGGGACGUGAGAGUUGAGGAGGAAAGGGAGAUAUGCGCACAAACAGGGCGAUUCGAGAGAUUUGGCGAGCGGGAUGUUGCGUUCGUGUGUGAUUUCUGCGAUGGGUUCCUAGUCUGGGAAGACAUGCGCGCCAUGCCUACCACGCGGUUGCUCCAACCCCCGGUGCGGACGCAGACGUUGCCUACGCAUAAUACGAAUACCAAUGCUCCAAAUUCCUCGACGAGCACGACGCCGACCCCGUCCUCAACACAAAGUAACAAUGCAAAUACAGAUGCCCCCGGCGGUGAUAGUGACGAUGUUAGCCCCGCUAUCGCAAAUUGGCAGGCUCGUGGGAUAGCCCUGUCGACCGGUGAGGCCAAGACUGUUGUGUUCGCUCCGGUAGCUAUCGCAAAUCACCUACCCCCCGAAGUAGGUGAGUUCCAAUGCCGGAUCCUAUGCCCGCAGUGCGACGAAUACUACUACGAGGAACAAGGUGAUGACGAUAUGGACCGCGUGCGGUAUACGCAGGAUGACCGCGGGCUCGAGAACAUGAAGGCGUUUCAGGAACAUCUUGAGUGGAGUCAUGCUUCUAUAGUUCCGGACACGUCAAGUUGUGGGGUUAUGUAAGGGGGAAGAGCAAUCAUGGAAAGCGAAAAGAGCUAGGGGGGGCGGUAUAUGAAAAAGCGAGCUGAAAAGAAAAGAGAAUCUGGGCUGCGCACUGCUUAUCAUGUUAGGCGUUUAGAGAGAAGGUCGUAGAUUGAUCGUUUGGGAGGCUAUCUGUUGUUCGUCGACUACGGGUCAGAAAGCAAAGGCGUUCAGGGGCCCAGGAUCGAGAACCGAGAGCGGUCUCGUGGCAUCUAACUAAACACGUUUGCGUAGGUAUGUACGCGCUUUUCAACAAAUUUCGAUCAAGCAUUUAUCGAGUAGAGCAUUGAAGGUUUUGGAUAGAUCCUCAAAUAUAAUCGGGCUAUCGAGUAUACGCUUAUUAAGGGAGCUCAAUUACCAAUG